Nothobranchius furzeri (turquoise killifish) is the source of this 2876-nucleotide messenger RNA. It is a transcript of the gene golga5, whose product is annotated as golgin A5. Gene Ontology annotation, biological process: Golgi organization; retrograde transport, vesicle recycling within Golgi. Lineage: Eukaryota; Metazoa; Chordata; Actinopteri; Cyprinodontiformes; Nothobranchiidae. Gene Ontology annotation, cellular component: Golgi membrane; Golgi cisterna. The record is from RefSeq and is a predicted model, not a curated record.
GGUCCUUCCGGAGCACUUCCUGGUACACGUAUUGAGAAACUCACCAACACACUUGGAUCCUGUUUGACAUACAGGAUAUAAACACAUUUCAUCUUGCUUAUUCAGACGGAUUUCUGCCGACAUGUUGAACUGUAAAACCUCGCCGGUAGCCUGGUGAUCGUAGACGAGCUAAGCUUAACGGUUUUCCUUCUUCAAUGAAUACAGAAUGGCUUGGUUUGCUGAGUUGGCUGGAAAAGCUGAGGACUUCCUGAAUAAGGUGGACCAAGGAGCUGCCACUGCCCUGAGCAACAGCCAGAUGAAAGCAUCCUCUUUUUCAUCAGGAGAAUCUGUUGUUGCAUUGUACGAGACCGAGCCAGCUGGGACACAUCACACCUUUGCAUCCUCUCAUGAUGCAACAAGCUACAUCUCUGCUGCAGCAAGUAACAUCAAGAAAUCCAAUGCAACGCUGCUGGCUGGGACGGCCAAUGUGCCCUUGACCCCUUCUGCUUCUGGCAGUACCAUUUCAAACUCUAAGACCUCUGCUGGCUUUGUGAGGCCCAAAAAGAGCGAGCAGGAUGUGGACGAUGACAUGCUCUUUAACUUCCUGAACAGCUCUGAGCCUCCAGUCAGCAGCAGGAGGGAUUCAAGAAGAGAACUUGUGAAAGCAGCAGCUCCAGUCACUGAGGCACAAAACCCAACGCCUCCCCCCUCCACCACUCCCCUUGCUAUCCCCUCAGCUCCAUCUACUCCUCCUUCAACCCGCGGUGUAUCAAGAGCAUCGAGCAUGAGCUCACUAUCUGCUCACAGCAUCAAAACAUCAGAGGAGAAUCCUGCUAAAGAUCAAAGCCAAGACACACCUGAGAGGUCAGACUCCAACUUAGUUCCCUCUCAGGACUCCAGCCAGCUGGAGCCCCCUCCCCCCACAGAGGAGCCCCAGAGCCACAUCCUGUCCAGCCUGCGUCUGGAGAACCAGCUGCUGCGCAGUGAGGUUGUUUCUCUCAACCAGGAAAUGGCCUCGGUCAUUCAGAGAGCAAAAGACUUACAAGAUGAGCUGAAUCAGGCUCGUCUACGUGCAGACAGAUGGAACUCAGAGCAGUCUCAGAAGGACCGCACGUUACGAGAACUUAGGUCGCAGGUGGAUGACCUCACAGAGGCCCUCUCUGCCAAAGAUGGACAACUCGCAGUCUUGAAAAUCCGACUGGAUGAAGCCGAUCAGCUUCUGAAAUCCCGCAGCGCUGCGUUAGAAGAGGUGCAAAAGGAAAAGUCGAGAAUUAUGCAGGACCACACAGAAGGGAGCAGUAUGCAGAACCAAGCACUUGAAAAGACCCAGGAGAGGGUGCGAGAGGCGGAACUGUCUCUCAGAAGAGAACAAGACAGCUAUCGACAGAUGCAGAGUGAAUAUGCAGGCCGCCUGGCUAAAUUAGAGGCUGAGAGGCAGGCUCUUGCUGAGACGGUGACUGCAGCGGAGCGACGAGCUGUAGAAGAGAAGUUCCGGGUCGAUGACCUUCAGCAGCAGCUGAAAAGUUCCAAAGCUGCAGCCGAGUCUGCGAAGCAGGAGCUACAAGACUACAAGCACAAAGCGUCCCGCAUCUUACAAUCCAAAGAAAAGCUGAUUAGCAGUUUGAAAGAGGGAUCAGGUCUGGACAUACUAGAUGGCAGCGGGACCAUGAUCCUGGAGCUCGAGGAGCUCCGACAUGAAAAGGAGCUUCAGAGGGAGGAGAUUCAAAAACUACAGGCGCAAGUGAGCGCGCUGCGGUCAGAAAUACAGGAUGUGGAGAAUCAGGCCCUGGCAGAGACAGAAACUUGGCGGGAGCAGCAGGUGCAGUUACAGGAACAACAGGCCUUACAAAACUGGGCCAAGCAGGAGUUGGAGGCUGAAGUGGAGCGCUACAAACACGAGCUACAGUAUCUUGAGGAUGAGCAACACCGAGCCAAAAGCACUCUGCAGAUCCGCAUUAAAGACCGAGAAGAUGAAAUCCAGAAACUCAGGAAUCAGCUGACCAAUAAAACGAUCAGCAGCAGCAGCCAGACAGAGCUGGAGAAUCGACUCCACCAGCUGACAGAGACGCUCAUCCAGAAGCAGACCAUGCUGGAGGCUCUGGGCACAGAGAAAAGCUCCCUGGUCUUUCAGCUGGAGCGUCUGGAGCAACAGCUGAAGAGUGCUCAGGGCGGACAAAGUGGAGGGCCGACCAUCAACAUGAGCAACCUAGAGGGUCCGGGAGCUCGACAGAGAAACUUGCCUGUGCUCUUCAGUGACCAGGACAGUCGAGGAGUGUAUGGCAAAGUACGCAAGGCAGCCAGCACUAUCGACCGCUUCAGCAUAAGACUGGGAAUCUUUCUGAGGCGCUACCCUAUGGCCAGAGUUUUUGUUAUUCUAUAUAUGGCGGUAUUGCACCUGUGGGUCAUGAUUGUUCUUCUGACUUACACACCUGAAAUGCACAGUCGUCCUGAUGGAAGAUAGAAGGCUUAAAAUCUGAGUUAGAAAUGGUUUUAUGGCCUUCAGUGUGAGGAAGCUGCUGGAAUCGGGGAUGUGGGACCUGACUCUUCCUAUUUUGCACAGAUAUAUUAUGAACUAAAGACAUUUGUUGUGAUUUAUUCCGCUUCUAACUAAGGAUUAAAGGCCGACCGCUGCAUUUGGGUUUUUAAAGUGAAGUUAUAUAAAGUGUUGAUCUAAAGCUAUAUAAAAAUCAUCUUGCAUCUCAUAUGCACUCGGUUCUCUGUUGUUUUGAGAGAUUAUGUAUGUUCAACACUAUGUAAAAAGAAAAAAUAAGCUUUUAAUAAAUAAGUUAGAUGAUGCGACAGUUAAUUUUUUGCCUCUGUUCAGACUUGGAUGCUGAGUUAAAUCUUUAGAAAAUGUUUUGCAAUUCAGUUACAUAAAGAAGUUGGAUAAACAAUAA